AUGGCUCCAUUUCCAUCUCCACUCGAACGUACUGUUGCUUCAGCUCUUCUCCUUCUCUCCAACAGACCAACAACUCCCUCUCCUCCAGAAUCGCGGUUUGAUGCAGAACUGGUGGGAGAGGAAACAGGGAGCAAUAGCAGCGAUGAUCAGAGCAUGAGCUUGGCGUCCGCUGAAUCAAAGCCGUCUGUUUCGGCUCUUGAUGCAUCUCGAGAGAUCCUCGAUCACCAGCUGAGGAUAAUCACGGUUGCUGCUCGCUGCCAUGAGAUGAACCUCAAGGUGGUGCGGAGGAGUCGUUCCAAGCUCUGUCUCUCCGAUGACGGUGAAAAAGCCGCCAAAAAACCAUUGAAUAAGGCAUCCUCUAGAUCCGACACAACAGAGGUUUCGUGCUUGUCGAGCAGCUCGAACGCGCGAAGCCGAUGUGUCGGCAAUGUUGAGAAAAGUUGUGCCAAGGCUCUCGAGGAACUAAAGAAGAAGCACGGAGGUGGUUCGGCUCAAAUGCUUCGCCGUGCUGAAGCCAUUUUGAAGUUGCUUUCUGACAGUGGUUCCUCUGAAAUGAAGAUCCGCCAAGUGCUCGGCGACAGCCCUGACACAAGCAAAGCUCUCAGAAUGUUGUUGAAGUUGGAGGAAAUCAAGAGGUCUGGCACAGGAGGGAGGCAGGACCCGUAUAUUUACACGAUAGCCUGA
Molecule: messenger RNA, 684 nt
Organism: Carica papaya (papaya)
Lineage: Eukaryota; Viridiplantae; Streptophyta; Magnoliopsida; Brassicales; Caricaceae
Source: RefSeq, a predicted model, not a curated record